Molecule: messenger RNA, 1776 nt
Organism: Eruca vesicaria subsp. sativa (arugula)
Lineage: Eukaryota; Viridiplantae; Streptophyta; Magnoliopsida; Brassicales; Brassicaceae
Source: the annotation of a GenBank genome assembly
AAUAACUAGACACUAAAACAUACAAUAAAAACGUAAUUCAUAACCUCUGGAUAUGUCAACUGAGACGGCGGAGAGAACUCUCCGGCAACCGUUGGUGGAUCCUACGGACUCUGAGCGAAAACCUAUGAGGGACGUGGGAUCACUCGAGAGCAUCUUAACGGACAGUAGCCUUCCGUCACGGAGGCGCUUGUACUUAGGUGCGUGCAUAGAGGGGAAACUUCUUUUCCGGUUGGCACUUCCGGCGAUAUUUGUCUAUUUGCUCAACAGCGGAAUGGGUAUCUCGACCCGCAUCUUUGCCGGACAUCUCGGUAGUCAGGAACUCGCCGCCGCGUCCAUCGGUGACAGCUGCUUCAAGCUCGUCUAUGGCCUCAUGUUAGGUAUGGGAAGUGCGGUGGAAACACUAUGUGGACAAGCGUAUGGAGCCCACCGAUAUGAGAUGCUUGGGAUUUAUCUCCAGAGAGCAACGAUCGUCCUCGCUCUGGUUGGCUUGCCCAUGACAGUAUUGUACACCUUCUCUUACCCGAUUCUAAUAUUACUUGGCGAGCCAGAAACAGUGUCGUAUAAAGCAUCUCUAUACAUCGCUGGACUUAUCCCUCAAAUAUUCGCCUUCGCCAUCAAUUUCACGGCUCAAAAAUUCCUUCAAGCCCAAAACGUGGUGACCCCCAGCGCGUACAUCUCAGCCGCGGCCCUCCUCCUCCAGAUCUCGCUGACAUGGACAACCAUUUACGUGAUGGACCUUGGUCUUAUGGGCAUUGCUUAUGUUCUUACUAUUUCUUGGUGUUUCAUAGUUAUAGCCCAGACUUUGUAUAUUAUAACAAGUCCAACGUUCGGACGCACGUGGACUGGUCUUAGCUGGAGAUCGUUCCAUGGUCUUUGGAGCUUUUUCAAACUCUCAGCUGGUUCCGCUGUUAUGAUAUGUCUGGAACUGUGGUAUUCGCAGAUUCUUGUUCUUCUUGCUGGUAUGCUCAAUGAUCGUGUUCUCUCUCUAGACUCUCUCUCCAUCUGUAUGUCAAUUUCAGGAUUCUCUUUCAUGGUCUCAAUUGGCUUCAAUGCGGCUGUAAGUGUAAGGACAAGUAAUGAGCUUGGAGCAGAACAUCCAAAGUCGGCGAUGUUCUCUUCAUGGAUGGCGACUUGUGUCUCCUUCGUGAUAUCUCUCUUGGAGGCGCUCGUCCUGAUGGCAUCUCGUGACUACGUCGGCUACAUUUUCACGUCGGAUGCUGAGGUGGCUAAGGCCGUCUCUGACCUCUGUCCUUUUCUGGCCCUUACCAUCCUUCUCAACGGAAUUCAGCCAGUCUUAUCCGGAGUGGCAGUGGGAUGCGGAUGGCAGUCAUUUGUGGCAUAUGUGAAUGUUGGUUGUUACUAUGUUGUUGGUAUUCCCGUUGGUUGUAUUCUCGGGUUUACUUUCAAUUUGCAAGCCAAGGGAAUAUGGACGGGGAUGAUUGGAGGUACGCUCAUGCAAACCCUCAUCUUACUUUACGUUACGUAUCGAACGGACUGGGAUCAAGAGGUGAAAAAGGCGAGAAAACGUUUGGAUAUGUGGGAUGAAAAGAAUCAGCCACUCCUAAGCUAAAUUGAAAAGGAUGUUUGCUAGGUACAUGAAUUGUGAAGAAUUUAUGGUUCGUUAAUUUCAACUAUAAUAAUGUAUGGAUUAACUAAUGUAUGGUGACAUGCUCCAACAACUGAAUGUUGUAAACCAUUAUCUUUUGAUCUUGUCAGGUUUUCAUUUACCAGCGCAAAAUUCAUUAACUAAGGCUAAAGUUAUAUUAAGAAACGUUG